AUGGGAACUGACGACAGCAUGAGCGACGAUGUGUUCGAAGACGAGUUGCGUGCGCCGACCCUACGGACCACGCCCUCACCCACUGGCUACAGAGACUACCGGCCUGUCGAUUCACCUGCGCGCGCGCCUCACGACGAUGACAUUCCCAUACAUAAGACAAUCUUGCUCGGUGACAGCGGUGUCGGCAAAACCUCUCUGCUCGUUCAGUUUGAAACUGGUAAAUUUCAACCUGGGAAUUUCUCAGCGACCGUCGGUAUUGGAUUUACGCCGAGUUUCAUAGCUCAAUGCCGUUGCCCGAGCGACGCGGGGCGGGGUGCCCUAGUCGGGACUCAGGAGCUGUCUAGGAUUUACGAGCAGUUGCCAAAGAGCUACGGGACGCGCUGA
Molecule: messenger RNA, 384 nt
Organism: Pieris macdunnoughi
Lineage: Eukaryota; Metazoa; Arthropoda; Insecta; Lepidoptera; Pieridae
Source: the annotation of a GenBank genome assembly